AUGAACACCUUCAAACGAUCUAAUGCUACUUUUGUUAGUUUGGUUAGGAAUGAAGAAUUGGUUUCGAUGAUGGCUAGUAUGAGAGGUGUAGAAGAUCGAGUGAAUAGGAAACUAGGUACCAUUGGAGUUAUCCAUCUUUACAUUGAUCAAACUAAAGCCUCUGAAAAACGAAAAGAAAUGGAAUCCAAUAAGAUCAUUAAUGGUGUUAGUGAAUCUUAUCGACAUAUGGUGUCUUUCUUCUUUCGUCAUCCAUUAAUGAUGCAAUUUGAUUAUUAUUGGAGAGUUGAACCUGGAGUCGAAUAUUAUUGUGAUGUAGAUUACGAUCCAUUCUUAUUUAUGCAAGAAAACAAAAAACAAUAUGGAUUUACAAUUACACUUUAUGAAUACAAAGCGACGAUCGAAAGUUUAUGGUCAACCACCCAAUCCUUCAUCAAACUCAAUCCUCAAUACCUGCACCCCAACAGUGCCCUGAAUUUCAUAAUAGACGAUCUAUCCCAAGGAAUUAAUGGAACCUAUAACCUAUGUCAUUUCUGGUCAAACUUUGAAAUCGGUAACAUGAACUUUUGGCGUUCAAAAGCCUAUACCUCCUACUUUAAUUAUCUAGACCAACACGGAGGAUUUUUUUAUGAAAGAUGGGGAGAUGCACCUGUUCAUUCACUUGCAGCUGCUUUAUUCUUACCUUUUGAAAGUCUUCAUCAGUUUGAUGAUAUUGCUUAUCGGCAUCCUCCUUUUAUGCAUUGUCCUAAUGAUUUAGAUAGGUUUCAUCUUAAUGGAAAGUGUUUUUGUGAUCCGAAUUUGAGUUUUGAUAGAGAUGGUUAUAGUUGUAUGAAACAAUGGUGGAGGGUUGGAGGUGAACCUAAAUGA
Messenger RNA from Melampsora larici-populina 98AG31, 864 nucleotides. Its product is annotated as family 15 glycosyltransferase. The transcript has 6 exons. Gene Ontology annotation, cellular component: membrane; Golgi apparatus. The coding region runs from base 1 to 864 and encodes 287 amino acids. NCBI's taxonomy places the organism in Eukaryota, Fungi, Basidiomycota, Pucciniomycetes, Pucciniales, Melampsoraceae. Gene Ontology annotation, molecular function: alpha-1,2-mannosyltransferase activity. The record is from RefSeq and is a predicted model, not a curated record. Gene Ontology annotation, biological process: protein N-linked glycosylation; cell wall mannoprotein biosynthetic process.